Messenger RNA from Hemibagrus wyckioides, 1393 nucleotides. It is a transcript of the gene guca1aa, whose product is annotated as guanylate cyclase activator 1A. Lineage: Eukaryota; Metazoa; Chordata; Actinopteri; Siluriformes; Bagridae. The record is from RefSeq and is a predicted model, not a curated record. The transcript has 5 exons. Gene Ontology annotation, molecular function: calcium ion binding; calcium sensitive guanylate cyclase activator activity. The coding region runs from base 1 to 648 and encodes 215 amino acids.
AUGGGGAAUUCCACAGGCUGCACCGUGGACGAUCUACAGGCCGUCGAGAUGCACCUCUGGUACAAGAAGUUCAUGACCGAGUGUCCUUCAGGUCAGUUAACGCUCCAUGAGUUCAAGCAGUUCUUCGGGCUCCGAGGUCUCGAUCCCGAGGCCAACGCUUACAUCGAACAGAUGUUUCGCACCUUCGAUAUGAACAAGGAUGGUUACAUAGACUUCAUGGAGUACGUCGCAGCACUAAGUCUCGUAAUGAGAGGAAAAAUGGAGCACAAACUCCGCUGGUACUUCAGACUCUAUGACGUUGAUGGCAACGGCUGCAUAGACCGACACGAGCUGCUCAAUAUCAUAAAGGCCAUUCGUGCCAUUAAUGGCAGUGACUCUCAGGAAGUGAGUGCUGAAGAGUUCACCAACCGUGUGUUUGAGAGGAUCGAUGUGAACGGAGACGGUGAACUGUCACUGGAGGAGUUUGUAGAAGGAGCACGACGAGAUGAAGAGUUCAUGGAGGUGAUGAUGAAGAGUCUGGACCUCAGUCACAUUGUGGCCAUGAUCCACAACCGCAGGAACAGCGUACCCGACAAACUUUAUGGAAUUGGCAUACACGGAACUUUUUUACACCAACUAAAAACAGCAGAGGAGCCAAUCGACACGUGAAUCUGGAAUGAGUGACAGUUGUGUAGGCGUGUUUAACUCUCCCCUAUUAACUCAAGCCAUGCCCGCUUUCUAGAAUCAUGUAUUAAUCAUUUCUUGUCUCGACUCGAGUUUUUCCGCUGAAGCGUAGUCCUCGCUAUGUGAAAGUUUUGAUCUGUCUAUCCACUAACCUUAUACAAGUAUUCUUCCUUAUUAGCAAGUUUGGAUUUGAGAUGAAUUUCAUACGAAUGAUGUCAUAAGAAAUUACGUAAACACUAACGCCGCCUCUAUACAUGAUAGAUAUUUGACGAUAGAUGAGAGAAUGGAUAGAAUAGAAGAUCUUUCCUGGACUGGAAUUCUCAACCCUGAGGCUGAACCGCCUUCUUUGUGAAACUCAACGACAUCAAGUAAUGUAGCUAAAGUUUAGUUAGGUAACCAGAUUUGGCCAAUCAUUCUUCAGGUAACUCCAGACGAUACAUACAGACGCUAACACGCGUUAUUCUAGUUCUUUAGAACAUCUCAGAUCUCAGCUCCAUGCCUGAUUUUCUUCACGUGAACCGUGUACACUAUAUAAUAAAGGAUGAAAUGAGCUUUAUUGGAUAGAAUUGUAAUAGACAUUUUGUUGGUUGAGUAAAAUGAAGCUAGCUCUUACGCAUUCUGUGCCUUGUGUAACAGAAACACAGAACUCCUGUUGACCUGCUCGUGCUUUUAAAUUUCUACAAUUAAAAAUAUCCCAACUGUGAAGUAUGUACUCUGUGUGGUUUAUAUG